Molecule: messenger RNA, 1590 nt
Organism: Ricinus communis (castor bean)
Lineage: Eukaryota; Viridiplantae; Streptophyta; Magnoliopsida; Malpighiales; Euphorbiaceae
Product: stemmadenine O-acetyltransferase
Exons: 1
Coding region: 49-1407 (452 amino acids)
Source: RefSeq, a predicted model, not a curated record
GAAAAUGCAAUCAGUAGUCCAAGUGAUCACCUGCCAAAAAACAAAGAAAUGGUAACAAAAAUGCAAGUUGAUAUUAUUUCAAGAGAAGUCAUAAAACCAUCUUCACCAACUAUUCAUCAUUACAAACCUUUCAAAUUUCCCCUUUUCAGUCAGCUUACUCCCACUACUUAUUCUCCGGUCAUCUUCUUCUAUCCCACUACAAAACCCAACUUGAACAUCACUCAAACCUUAAUUCAUCUGAAGAAAACUCUUGCAGAAACCCUAACUCUGUACUACCCUUUUUCUGGAAGAGUAGUUGAUAACCUUUCCAUUGAUCAUUUCGAUGAAGGUGUUCCUUUCUUUAUAGCAAGAGUUACUGGGCUAGUGCUAUCCGACUUUCUUAAAAACCCAGAAAUUGAGCUCUUGAACGGGUUCCUUCCAUAUAAACCUUUCACUAAAGAAACAGACAAAGGAGUUCCGCAAAUGGCAUUUCAGGUGAAUGUGUUUUCCUGUGGGGGGAUUGUUAUAGGCUGGUCUUCAUCACAUAAGCUCGUCGACGGACCAACUGGUGCAGCUUUCAUUCACGCAUGGGCUACCAUGUCACGUACAGGGUCACUCAGUGAUGUUAUAAAGCCCAAUUGUGACGAGGCAUCGAUAUUUUUUCCACCAAGGAAUCCAUUUCCAGAAGAACAUUUAUCCUUAAUGGAGAGUUUAUGGUUCACGAAAGGUAACUAUAUUUCAAAAAGGUUCGUGUUCGAUUCCAAAGCAAUAGCUUCGCUCAGGGUUAAAGCUAGAGGAGAAGGAAAUGAGAAGAAGAACAUGCCAUCGCGUGUUGAAGCUCUGUCAUGCUUUAUAUGGAAAUGUUGCAUGGCUGCGUCUAGGGCAGCUUCAGGAACACCAAAACCUUCCAUUUUAGUUGAAGCAGUAAAUCUUCGAACAAGAACAAAGCCGCCAAUGUCUAAGGUCUCUAUUGGCGAUAUCUUUUGGUGGGCAACUGCAGUUGCUGAUCCAUCUCUGCACAACAAAGAACUGCACGAGUUAGCAACACUACUUGAUGAGGCAAUUGCUUUAUAUGACAGUGACUACAUGGAAUCACUACAAGGUGAAGAUGGAUUUGAAACAAUGUCCGAGUACUGUAACCAGCUACGAGGGUUAUUUUCAAUUGAAGAACCAGAUAUUUUUGCAUUUACAAGUUGGAGUCGUCUUGGUAUUUACGAUAUGGAUUUUGGAUUUGGAAAUCCAUUCUGGAUUGGAAUAUUGGGGAAAGUUGGACCUGCUUUUCGGAACCUUACUGUAUUUCUUGAAACAAGAGAUGGUAAAGGAAUUGAGGCAUGGAUUACUUUAGACGAAGAAAGAAUGGCUCUGCUGGAGCGCGAUCCUGAGUUUUUAGCUAAUGCUUCCCCAAAUCCAAGAUUUUCAAGCCUGUGAGAUUAUAGAUAUAUAUAGUGUAGUUUGAUUUUGAUAAUAAUGAACUUAUGGUCUAAAGUAAUAUUAUAUAGAAAUCCUUCUAAGGAUGUGGUGCACUACUUGUCCAUCAAGAUCUGCACUUCUUCGGCUGCACUUUGGAAAUAUAAAUUAAAAAAGAAGAAGAUCUUAUUUGCACUUAUUUUA